Molecule: messenger RNA, 711 nt
Organism: Mercurialis annua (annual mercury)
Lineage: Eukaryota; Viridiplantae; Streptophyta; Magnoliopsida; Malpighiales; Euphorbiaceae
Exons: 2
Coding region: 1-711 (236 amino acids)
Molecular function (GO): nucleic acid binding; RNA-DNA hybrid ribonuclease activity
Source: RefSeq, a predicted model, not a curated record
AUGGAGGAUUCUACAAAUAAUUUGAGGUUAUUCAGUUUUCUCCUAUGGCAUAUUUGGAAAGCUAGGAACCAUGCCAUCUUUGAGCAUGAAUUAUUAGAUCCACUAAUGGUUUGUAAUCAAGCAGUUCAAGCUUUUUCAGAGUAUAAAGACAGCUGCAUUCUGGAGACAACUGUAUCUAGUGCUGAUAUUCAUACUAAUGGCAGACAAAAUUCUUGGUUACCACCUCCUGAAGGUACUAUUAAGAUCAAUUAUGAUGCAGCUUCAGAUAGUAACAAGAAAUUUGGCACCAUAGGUAUAGUAGCAGCUGAUUAUUUGGGCAGGAUACUGCCUAGAUUCACAGCUUUUGUUAGAUACAUAUGGGAUCCUCGGGCUUUGGAAUGGUUAGCUUUGCAUACUGCUAUGAAUUUUGCAAUCACCAAAGGCUGGCAGAAUAUAAUUUUUGAAGGAGAUGCCAUUCAAAUUCCUCAUACUCUAACUCGGUUGCAAGCCUGUCCUGCUAAGAAAGAGUCAAAAUCCAAUGACACUAGCGCAACUGCUACUCUAGCCUUCAAUGCCGGCGAGAUCAACCUUCGCGCUUCUACGACUGACGCCACCGUCGUCAAAGGCCUCCGCGCUUCUAUGAUUCCGGCGGUGCAAAUAGCGGCGAUGGUGGUUGCUGCUCCGAUGGUAGUGGUGGUUUUUGCUCCGAUAGUGGCCGAGAUGUUGCUGUGA